CGACGGUCAGUUCCCGGAUGAAGGCUGAUCGUGAAUAUGGCGCAGAGAGCACGAGCAGCGCGCUCGUGAGGUUUCUGUGACUGAUAUACGCGCACUUAGCCAGCUUAAGCUAACUUUACACACAAGAAACUUCACCGACUCUAUGAAGUUUAUUUCUCCGCGGACACACUUCUCACUACAGGUCUGAUGCUUUGCUGCAGCCAUGUUCAGCAAGAAGAAGAAGUCACGCAUCCAGAUCUCGGCCCCCUCGAACUUUGAGCAUCGCGUUCACACUGAUUUUGAUGAGCAGGAGCAGAAGUUUGUGGGGCUUCCUCGCCAAUGGCAGAGCCUCAUUGAGGACACAGCCAAGAGGCCCAAACCUUUCAUCGAUGCCACUGUCAUCACUACUGUAGAGCCACGCAAGGCCAUUGUACGGGGUCGUAAGAUCGGUGAUGAUGGCUCUCUCACAUGGCUUCUGGAUGAGUUUGAGACCAUGUCGGUGAUCCGCUCAAACUCCCUCCGGAGAGGAAGCCCACCACUUCAACCCCGGCGAGACUCUGGAUCAUCAGGAGGGGGCCAUGAGAAUGGGGAACACCCUCAAUACAGACACCAUGAUCGAUACGGAGACAGCAAAGAGAGGGAGAAACCGCAUCAGGAGCAUCCAGGUUCUGAUCCCAGACAAUCUCAGCGCCCAUCCCGUUCAUCCAGAGAGGAUGGCCGACCUCACCAGCAGCCUCGUGGUCAGGAGCCCAGCAGACACAAAGAGCCUGACUGGACAGGAGGCACAGCCCCACAGCCCCAGCCCAGAGAACGAGACCGAGAGCCUCGUGAUUAUCAUGAUCAGGUGGUGAGGCGAGAGGGGGCCAAUGAUAAGAGGCCCAAAUCUAGCUACACUGGAAGGGACAGCAGCCCUCAGUCACCCCGUGAGAAGAGACCACUGUCUGGGCCAAAUAUCCGCACCCCUAACCUACCUGUUACAGAAGGAGUGAUAAAAAACGCACAGCAGACCGGACGACCUUUCAACACAUACCCUCGAGCAGAAAGUGACUCUGGGAGGAGCCCCAGCGGUCAGGAUUUAAAACCAGGAAAAUCUCAUGACCCUUCCCACCACAACGGCCCCUCUACUGGGGCAGUCCGGAGCGUAAACAGCGGCAGUAAAAGUACUACUCAAGGGCAGCACAGAGCAGAGCCCCAGCAUCACGCUUCCCACCCAGCCUUAGGCCCCGAGCCCCCCCACAGCCAGCAGUUGCCUCCUGCACCAAAACCUUCAGGCCAGGCUGCACCGCCUCAGCAGACACGCUCACCUCAGAGGGAGCCGCAGCGAGUCUCCCACGAGCAGUUCCGUGCUGCCCUGCAGAUGGUGGUUGACCCUGGAGACCCACGCACGUAUUUGGACCACUACAUCAAGAUCGGGGAAGGUUCCACCGGCAUCGUUUGUAUUGCUACUGUGAAGACCACAGGCAAGUUGGUGGCUGUGAAAAAGAUGGAUCUGCGAAAACAGCAGCGACGAGAAUUGCUGUUUAAUGAGGUGGUGAUCAUGCGGGACUAUCACCAUGAGAACGUGGUAGAGAUGUACAACAGUUACUUAGUAGGCGAUGAACUCUGGGUUGUUAUGGAGUUCCUUGAGGGUGGAGCUUUGACUGACAUAGUCACACACACCAGGAUGAAUGAGGAGCAGAUUGCCACCGUAUGUCUGUCGGUUCUGAAAGCUCUCUCUGUCCUUCACUCCCAGGGAGUCAUUCACAGAGACAUUAAGAGUGACUCUAUUCUUCUCACCCAUGAUGGCAGGGUGAAGCUGUCAGACUUUGGCUUUUGCGCCCAGGUCUCAAAAGAGGUGCAGCGCAGGAAGUCUCUUGUUGGAACUCCCUAUUGGAUGGCUCCUGAGCUCAUCUCAAGACUCCCAUACGGACCAGAGGUGGAUAUUUGGUCACUUGGCAUAAUGGUCAUUGAAAUGGUGGAUGGAGAGCCGCCAUAUUUCAACGAGCCACCGCUCAAGGCCAUGAAGAUGAUCCGGGACAAUUUGCCACCCAAGCUUAAAAACCUCCACAAGGUCUCGCCACUUCUAAAGGGUUUUUUGGACAGGAUGCUCGUACGAGAUCCUGCCCAGAGGGCCACAGCUCAAGAGCUGCUAAAGCAUCCCUUCCUGAGUAAAGCGGGCCCUCCCUCUUGCAUUGUUCCCCUCAUGAGACAAAACCGCAUGAGAUGAGAAGAGAAAUCGGUGCGGGAUCUUUUAGGCCCUCUGAGCUCAAAGCAAAGACCCAAAUGCAAAGAUGGAGUCCGUACUCUGCACAGUUUAAACAUCUGAAAUGAUUGUACAGGUCAAGACUUUUAGGAGGAAAGGCCAUUGAUGCUAUGGACAUUAAGAGGGUUUUUUUCCCCCCAAACAUUUUUACCACUGUUUUUAUUACACUAGAAUACAUCAAAUUUGGUGACACGAAAUAGACAUGAUUAGAUCCUUCACAGUGUUCUGCUAUAAGAGGUUUCCCUCUCUGGCUAAUUCAGAAACACAGGAACGUGUGUCCUCUGUGGUUUCACGUCUGACCUCUAAGAUUGUGCUUUUGAUUGAACUGAGUUAAGGAGGUUUAGACAUUUAUGAAAAUGAACCACUAGGAGAUUCUAAUCUGCCCUCAAUGUAAAGCAACAAUUUUAUGGAUUUGUUCCAAACCUCAAGCUUUUUUUCCCCUGCACUUCAUCUUUUGCACCAUGACCACACUACUCAUUAAUCCAUUUUUAACAGGGAAAACAACUACUGAAGAAAACCUUUUACUUAAAAAAUGAAACUCUAGGCUCCUGUUACAACACUAAGCAAUGGUAAACACUGGAGGCUUUACUUUUUGUUCAUUUUUUUCCAGACCGUUUUUAAUUUUGUUUUAAUGAAAGUAGAGCGUUAUAUUGGUUUUCAUAUUGCAUUUUGAGUGACAGUGUGAUUGUUUUAAACACUGUUCUGAGAUUAAGCUGCACUCGAAUAUGCAACUUCCUCCUUUGAUUCAUUGUUCCAUUUUUUUUUUCUUAUAUAAUAAAGGGGGAAGGGUUGGAUGUAGGGUGGUUUUUUUUUUUUUUUUUUUUUUGUUAGUUUUUUUUUUCACAAAACUUUCACCACGGCGCCACGCCACAUUAGCUGAAGAGGCCGAGUUGUUUUCAAUGUAGGGCAGCCUGUCCUUUCAUGUGCACCCAAAUCCUCCAGCUAAGAAGCUUACAUCUUUGAAGUAUCGUGGCCUUUCUCCGACGGAUUCAUUGUGGUUGAUUUUUGUCUGAGAGAUGUUGAACUAUACGAAUGUAUAGGUGAGCGUUACAUAUGCUCUACUUUGAGAGCUUAUUCAAAGGAGGUGGACCAUAUAGAUACAGAUCGAGAUUGAUCCCACACAUUUAAAUGUAGGCCAUAGUAGUCAUGUAAUUGGUCAUGUAAACUACAAUGUUUUGAUAUAAGAGCAACAUGACAUUCAAGGAAUAAGAGAGGAGUAGUGGAACAACCAAAGACUGUUUGAAAUACUGAAGGUUAAUAAUACUAAUUAGUCCGAGUACACUACAUCACUUUAAAGGAGUGUUUACCCAGAUUGGAAAAUUCUGUUACCAUUUAUUAACCCUCAUUACCUGUGUAGCGUCCUUUCUUCUUAGUGUUGUUUUGGCCCUUUUUAAAAAGGGCAUCAUGUUGCACAGAAGUCAUAUAGGUCUGACACGGCACAAGGGUGAGUAAAUAUUGGCAGAAUUUUAUAUUUUGGGUUAACUGUCCUUUGUAAGACUUUAUCUUUCCUUGCUCAGUCACAAAGAUCCAGGACCAAAGUGGAUGGGGAAAACUGAAAAAUAUAUGAAAAAAAAGGCCAUUUAAAAAUUAAUCGGAUACGUGUAGUGACUCUAAAUGUGAAUACUAGCUGAUCAUUAAUGAGAGUUGAUACACGUUUGUGAGAAGAUCGAGGUCAUUUACAUUCGGUAAUUUACAAAACGUUUGAAGAUGAAUUGUAGAGAUUAAUGCUAGACUGAAACGGUAGCUUAUGUGUUUCUAAAAGUUGUUUUCUUUUGCUGAGAGCCUAAACAUAACUCUAAUUGUAGAUGUGAAGGUUUGAGAAAAUUAAUGACCAUUAUUGACAGACGUUAUUAAUAUAAAAAUACUACUAGAAUUUGUUUGUUUGUUUUUUCCACCAGUAAAAGUUUUUUUUGUUUGUUUUUUAUGCAUACUGGAAUUGUUACUUUUUCAGGAGGUGAAACAAAAAUAAUGACAAUCAGGCAUUGGAAGAAAGCAUGUACACACAUUUAAAUGUAUAUUCAGAGAUGAAUAAAUAAUGCAGUUGACAGGAUAAAGUUUAUAGGUAUUGUAUAGUUGUUUGACCUCCUCAGUGCACUGAAACAACAGAUGAGGUUAGCAUUCAUACAAACAGAAAAAAAACGCCUUUAUGCAUCUUUGAUGCAGAACUGAAACUGAACACACUCUCCACAGUAUGCCACUUGAUUUGUGACCAGCCACACAUUUAAAUUCAUCUGCUAAUGUUUAAUGAUUAUUGGCUGUUUAUAAAGAGGAUACCACAAGCCUUAUUUGGGGUGAAUGGAUGAGAGAAAAUUGCCUAAUGCAUCACUUUCUCAAAAGACUGGUCCGCUGAACGUGUUGAAUAGCUUUCAGAAACUGCUUCUCUAUUUUCUGAAUUGCAUUCCCAGGGCCGAUCAGAGCAUGAUCUUUCAUGUGGUAAGAUAAUGAUCUGCUUUUCUGUGUUCUGUUUCCAAUUUUGUUCCUCAUGUGGUGCUCACAAACAGUACUGCAAAUGCUCUCUGGAAGGGUACAUUGUAUUAUAAUAUGGCUUUCACUUUUCUCAUUUAGUCUGUGUUUCAGAUUGUCACUGCAUUAAAUCCUAAUGGAUUGCCCACAUUCUGCUGUUGACAUAUUUUAAGCCUAAUAGGUUUCUGAUUAAUCUUGCACUGUAUUUUUCAAAAAAUGUUCUUUUCUUCAUCAUGUAGAUAGUUUUAAAGAAACUUGAUCUUUGUGCAUGAUCUUGAUGUUCCCUCAUAUCUGACAGACCCGUUUAGACUGACAGACUAAUCAUCUUUUAUAUAUAUAUAUAUCUCAUCUUCAACAUCUUUUUAUUUCUAAGUAUUGUCAUUUUUGAUGCACAGCCGUUGGAGUUCCCUCUAAAAUAUGUGAAUUUUUACUGGUGGUAAAAUGGACUUUAAACUGAUUUUUUUUUUUUUUCCAAAUACAGUUUUUAAAA
Messenger RNA from Puntigrus tetrazona (Sumatra barb), 5174 nucleotides. RefSeq names its product p21 protein (Cdc42/Rac)-activated kinase 4 (gene pak4). Gene Ontology annotation, molecular function: protein serine/threonine kinase activity; ATP binding. The coding region runs from base 203 to 2185 and encodes 660 amino acids. Gene Ontology annotation, biological process: regulation of MAPK cascade; intracellular signal transduction; protein phosphorylation. The record is from RefSeq and is a predicted model, not a curated record. Lineage: Eukaryota; Metazoa; Chordata; Actinopteri; Cypriniformes; Cyprinidae. The transcript is spliced from 10 exons. Gene Ontology annotation, cellular component: cytoplasm.